This is a messenger RNA of Drosophila subobscura, 2674 nucleotides long. RefSeq names its product ABC transporter G family member 20. The coding region runs from base 292 to 2430 and encodes 712 amino acids. Lineage: Eukaryota; Metazoa; Arthropoda; Insecta; Diptera; Drosophilidae. The record is from RefSeq and is a predicted model, not a curated record. Gene Ontology annotation, molecular function: ATP binding; ABC-type transporter activity; ATP hydrolysis activity. The transcript has 10 exons. Gene Ontology annotation, cellular component: membrane.
UUGGUUCAGUCGUCAACCGGAGCUUGCGAGCAGCACUUGGGGCCAAGUGAAAACGCGCGAGUAACCGCUAAAAUAUAUAAGAAAAACGGAAAAGGCCAGGCCACAGCACACUCUUGAGAGACCAACAAAAAUUAAAAAAAAACAAGCGAAAAGACAUAAGAAAAAGAGCCACGAAAAUUGCAACACAAAAAGCGCGCGUGCGCAACCAAACAAAAAAAGAGCUAGAAGAGGGAAAAAUAGAAGAAAAAUCACUCGCUGAAUACGCAACAAACAUAAGCGAAAACUCUCAAGAUGGCGGCCGUGGAAGUGAGGAAUGGCUAUAAGUACUAUGGCUCCAAAUCGAACCCCAAGAUUGUGCUCAAUCAACUGAAUAUGAACGUGAUGCGAGGCUCCAUCUAUGGGUUGCUAGGCGCCUCGGGCUGUGGCAAGACCACGCUGCUCUCCUGCCUGGUUGGCCAGCGGCGUCUCAAUGGCGGCGAGGUCAAUGUUUUGGGCGUUAAGCCAGGAGAACCUGGCAGCGGUGUACCCGGCUCUCGAGUGGGCUUUAUGCCCCAAGAAAUUGCCUUGGUGGAGGAGAUGACCGUCAAAGAGACCAUCUUUUAUUUUGGUCGCAUUUACGGCCUGACGGAUGAACGGAUUAGGGAGAAAUUCAAGCUUCUGAAGGAAUUGCUUCAGCUUCCGCCAGCACGACAAAUGAUCAAACAAUGCAGUGGAGGACAACAAAGACGUUUGUCCUUUGCCUGUGCCAUGAUACACGAUCCCGAGCUGCUAAUUUUAGACGAGCCCACAGUGGGUUUGGAUCCCAUGUUGCGUGAGAAAAUCUGGGAUUUUCUUGUGGAGACAACCAGAAAUAGCAAAUUGGCUGUGAUUAUAACCACCCAUUACAUUGAAGAGGCCAAGCAGGCAAAUUGUAUUGGUCUAAUGCGUAAUGGCGUUCUCUUGGCGGAGGAUACGCCCACAAAUAUCAUGAUUAAAUUUGGCACACAAUCGAUCGAAGACGCCUUUCUCAUACUGAGCCAGCGGCAGGGCAAUGAGGAUGAAUUGGCUCAAAUAAUGGAUCGCAAUAAGAAUCAGCAGCAGGCACUGCCCACGGCUGUGCUACCCACAGAAGUGAUCGAUACACAUGACCCUGGCCUGAGCCUGGAAAAGCCACCCAUACCCCACGACGAGCCUGUGAAUGAGAAUCGAAAGAAGGUAUUUUUUACGACCAAAGGCAGGCUCAAGGCAUUGAUGACCAAGAAUUUUGUGCAGCUCUUUCGACAGCCAUCCGGCAUCAUUUUUAUGCUUUUGUUUCCCAUCAUCCAAUUGUCUUGCUUUUAUUUGGCCAUCGGCAAAACCCCAAAAAAUCUCGAGUUGGGCGUAUACUCGGGUGAAGUCCAGAGCUACAGCGAGUGCUUUGAUGAUAAUCUGAUCACCGUUUACGGUGCGAAUGACACCUGCAAAUUCCACAAACUCUCCUGUCGCUACAUACGAGAACUAGGCGAUGAUGUGGCUACGCGGAAGUAUUAUACCAGCGAGGCGGAUGCCCUGAGGGAUGCCAAAAAGACACUGACUGUGGGCUACAUUCACUUUUUCCACAACUUUAGUGAAUCGAUAUCAUCGGUGCUCGAAGAUGGACGCUACGCCAGCGAUGGUGCUGUGGAUCAUGCCGAAUUGAGUGUGCACAUCGAUAUGACGGAUCAACAAGUGGCAUACUUCAUUCAGCGCAAACUUCGUGAUAAAUUUGCUUCUUUUAUGGGCAGUGUGGUCAAGGAUUGUAAUGUUUCUGCCGCCCUGGCGCAAUUACCCGUUCAAUUCCAGGAACCCAUCUAUGGCAGUGCGGAUAUUGAAUUCCAGCAGUAUUGUGCCCCCGGUGUUGUCAUGACCAUGGUCUUCUUUUUGGCCACUUUGAUGACGGCUGCCGUUUUCAUUUCUGAGCGCAUGGAUGGCAUUUGGGAUCGUACUUUGUUGGCUGGAGUUUCGGCCACGGAAAUGCUGUGGGCUCAUCUUUUGACCCAAUUGAUCAUCAUGGCCCUUCAGUCGUUUGAGGUUAUCAUGUAUAUUGGCAUUGUUUUCGAUACAUACAACAAUGGGGAUACAACGACACUGAUUGGGUUACUCACACUAACGGCAUUCUGUGGCAUGUUGUUUGGCCUCUUUAUAUCUGUAUUUUGUAAAUCACAUACGGAGGCCAAUUUUGUGGCCACUGGCGCCUUUUAUCCCAUGAUUAUACUUUGCGGUCUCUUGUGGCCUCUGGAGAGCAUGCCACAGUUUUUGCAGGAUCUUGUCAUGGUAUUACCCUUUACCAUACCCUCCAUUUCCGCACGAAAUGUCAUCGAAAAGGGCUGGUCCAUCACCAAUGCCAAGGUCUAUAAUGGUUUCCUUGUGAUGGCCGGCUGGACGAUCAUUUUCUUCGUUCUCUGCCUCAUUGGCAUCAGGCGCAAGGCGUAGAGUGUGGAUCGUUUCGUUUUUGGGUUUUUAAAUCACACAAUUUAUUCAGGGGGCCUACACUUUAGAUCGUAUUGUAUUAGCAUUUCUUUAUAGGCGAUAUUACACACACACAACACACAUAAACACACCCACACACACAUACAUACAUAUAUCGUAUCGUUGUAGUAUCUAUGUAAUUUAAUAAUUAUCGGAAGCAUAUCACUCGCAUGUUGUAGACCUCUCAUCAAACAAAAAAAAACAAACA